Molecule: messenger RNA, 438 nt
Organism: Auxenochlorella protothecoides
Lineage: Eukaryota; Viridiplantae; Chlorophyta; Trebouxiophyceae; Chlorellales; Chlorellaceae
Product: AP-4 complex subunit sigma
Exons: 4
Coding region: 1-438 (145 amino acids)
Biological process (GO): protein transport; vesicle-mediated transport
Cellular component (GO): intracellular membrane-bounded organelle
Source: RefSeq, a predicted model, not a curated record
AUGACGAUCAAGUUCAUCCUCCUAGUCAACAAACAGGGCCAGACGCGCCUCGCUAAGUACACUGAGAAUAUGUUGGGCACAGAGGAUAGGUGUGCGUUGGAAGCCGAGAUCGUGCGAAAGUGUCUCGUCCGCUCCGACAAGCAGUGCAACAUUGUAUAUCAUGACAACUACAAGGUUGUGUACCGAAGAUAUGCGUCACUCUUCUUCCUUGUUGGCGUCGACAACGAGGAGAAUGAGCUGGGCAUCCUUGAGUUCAUCCACUGCGUGGUGGAGACCCUGGACAAGUGGUUUAGUAAUGUGUGCGAACUGGACAUCAUGUAUAGCUUGGAAACGGCGCACUAUAUCCUAGACGAGAUGUGCAUGAAUGGGUGCAUUGUGGAGACCAACAGAUCGAAUGUGCUGGCGCCCGUGCACCUCCUCGAGAAGGCAACGACGUGA